Messenger RNA from Amoebophrya sp. A25, 1082 nucleotides. Lineage: Eukaryota; Dinophyceae; Syndiniales; Amoebophryaceae. The record is from the annotation of a GenBank genome assembly.
AAAGAAAUAUUCAUUCAUGUACCUAGCACGACAGGACAGAUAUCUUUGAACUUUUUUGACCUUUGAUUCAUAACUACUGUUCUUUUUCCAUAAAUCGAAAAUGGCUUGCUGAAUUACAUUGAAUCAAUCUGAAUGUUCUCACUACAUGUUGUACGUUGAAUGAUGACGAAUCAUUCGAUGACUUUUUCAUAGAGCAAGCACCGGUCUAGGAAAAGUUGCAAUCGUUUUGUUUUUCGGAAGCAAAUAUGCGCCCCUGACUGCUACAAAGACACUCGUCUCCGCGUUGAAGAAGAUACGGCUGUAACGCAUCGCCAAGCGGGGACAGCCGUAAGCUGACUCUGCUUUCGCCGACUGACAUCAACUUGUUGCAAGGAAAUAUCUUCGUAUUUGGAGCGAAGCACACUGAUCGGCGGUAAUUCCGAAAGAUGGCCGCAACGAUUCCAUAUUCAGGCUAUGGCAGCCUGAUUUGGAAGCCAAAAGACUCGCUUGCGAAUCCAAGCAAAGGUUUCUCUAAACAAAAAGUUUGAAAUAAUUUCUCGUGUAGUGUGAUACCAAUACCAUCUCUACCGCAUCUAGCAAAUACUUUGCAUUCAGAUUCGAAUUUGCGAAUAUGGUCGUAUGAGAAUUGCUCUGUGAUCAUGGCACUUUUUACCAAUACAGAUGAUCUCACAAAAAUGCGAUUUGACAAUAUGCACUAUACCCGUGCUUACAACCAGUGCAGGGGCCGAGGAGUGACUGCGGCAAUAUGUGCGGCAGCGCUCCCCGGUGAUGCUCACGUGACUCCACACAAUCCGAUGGCAAUACACUUUACGAAAGAAGUUGUCGAUGGAAUUGAAUGUACUUUUCUGUUGAGACCAUGUCUAAGUCUCCUUCUCCCUCGGGAAGUGUUUUUUUUCAUCUAUUUCUGAUCGUUGCCUACAAUGGGUUGCGGCUGGAUAAGGUUUCGUACGAGUACGACAUGAGUAUACGAUGAAGCUUUUUGCUCGAUAGGACGGAAGCCCAUCCCCAUGUGAUUCUACAGGUAUGUCCGACACGGGAGACGUAGCCAAAUGUCAGCACUAUUUUGAAGGGACUUAUAAGAA